Lepisosteus oculatus (spotted gar) is the source of this 3638-nucleotide messenger RNA. It is a transcript of the gene xkr9, whose product is annotated as XK, Kell blood group complex subunit-related family, member 9. Lineage: Eukaryota; Metazoa; Chordata; Actinopteri; Semionotiformes; Lepisosteidae. Gene Ontology annotation, biological process: engulfment of apoptotic cell; apoptotic process involved in development; phosphatidylserine exposure on apoptotic cell surface. The record is from RefSeq and is a predicted model, not a curated record. Gene Ontology annotation, cellular component: plasma membrane.
UUUGAAAAAAAAACACUGAGGAAAUAAAUUAAUCCUUGAGACCUCUGUUGACCACGGCGUCACAUCGCGUGAUUGGUUCGCUGCAGCUGCGUCCUAGGUCCGGACUAAGUGACGUCAUGCAGAUGUUUUAAAAAGCACGGCGCCUGUUCUGCGCAGAUCUGUGCGCGACGAGAGCAGUCGCGUUUUCCUACCCCAGGCGUUUUACUGCUCCAGCUGCCCUGGCUGCUACGGGUCUGGUUCCGGGCGUUUUGUGAACCGUCCCGUGAAGCCGAGCAAGAGAUAAUCCUGAGCUAGAAGAACACAGCUGCUUAAGGACGAGGGGUGAACAUACUUGCUUCUCUGAGCAUACUACUAAGAGCUUACAUGACAAUAAGCAAACAUUGUUCCUGCAUUCUGAUGAUUAAGGACAUCUGGAAGCAGGACUGAAACGUCUCUGUGACGGAAGAAAUGAUACCUCGUUGGUCUCUACAGAUACAGUAAAGACGAGACUACAAGGGACCGCGCAACGUGCCCACGCUGUGGCAGGGGAUAUCGGGGAAACCCAGAUUCAUGAAGCCGAGGGCGAGAGCACGACGGAAGCAAGCCUUCAAAUGAAAGGGGAUGUCGCGGCUUUUAAAGAAUAUAAACCUUGCGCGAUCAAGACGAUGCAGUACUCCAAGCGCCAUUGCUUCUGGACCGUUGUGGGGGUCUUGACUUACCUCCUUGACAUCGGGACCGAUGUCUGGGUCGCCUUCCAGUACUUUAUGGAUGGACGGUACGCCUGGUUUGCGCUGACUCUCUUAUUCGUGGUCAGCGCAACAGUUACAAUUCAGAUAUUCAGCUACUCCUGGUUCAAAGAUGACCGAGAGAGAGAGCGUGGCGAAGAAACACAGGAAGAGCGAGAGGCUCCGGGACACUGUAUCUUUCUCUUGCACCUGCUGCAGAUGGGGAUAUUUACGAGGUAUAUCUGGCUUCUUGGUAAGGGGCUCAAAGCGAUGAAGUCCAGAUGCUCUGUGAGUUACCAGGGAAAUAACAUCCACUGUGUGGCGUUUGCUGAGGCAGCCGACGUCAGCAUGCUCAGGCUGUUCGAGACCUUCCUGGAGAGUGUCCCCCAGCUCGUUCUGCAGCUGUACAUCAUCCUGGAAUACGGCAACAUCAUCACCAUUCAGUAUAUUACCAUCCUGACCUCGUUCUUCAGUAUCGCCUGGGCCACUGUGGACUAUCAGAGGUGUCUUCGGAGAUCCUUACAUUAUAAGGAAGAAAUGCAGGCUGGCUUAUCUACUGUGGUGUACCUGCUUUAUAAACUCUUCACAGUGACCUCGCGUGUGUUAAGCAUAAUUCUCCUGACCAUUUUGAAUGUGGUCUGGACUUCGGCAUUGGUUGUUGUGUGGCUGUUUGGCACUCUUUGGGCCUUCAGACAGAAGACAACUUUCUGCACAUCCAAAACUUUGGAGGUUUUUUAUCGAAUGAUUGUAGGAGUCUUCCUUGUUUUCACAUUUUUUAAUGUGAAAGGACAAAACACGAAAGUAUCAAUGACAAUCUACUAUAUACUUUCUGCAUUACAGACUUUGUUCAUUAUGUUAGUAAUUUACUUUUUGAAGCCAUCAGCUCAAAGGACAGAUUAUUUCUUUCCAAUUUGUAUCACAGUAAUGUGCACUUUUGUUUUGGGUAUUAUUUGUCUUGUUCUUUACUAUAAAUUCUUUCACCCCAAAAAAUACUGUGUUGUGGAACCUGAUGAAGUCGACGGGUUGGAAGUGGGAGCAAGCAGACAAAAACCGUCACGAAUGAACACUUUUGUACAGCAGUAAAAUGUCUUGCUUGUGGAGGUUUAUUACAUAUAAAGCCCACUGGGUGGCGCCAGUGUUACAACUUUUUUUCAGUGUACAAAUUAGGCACCGAAGUUCAUCUCACUUGAAUUGAAAAUAUUUCACCAAAAUAAUGGCUCUUUGUAGGUUGGAUCUGUAAAAGAUAUUUUUAACUAAAGCUGAGAAUAAUAAUUAUAUGUAUAUCAUGGUAUACUUGGACAUUGAUAUGCAUUCAAUUUUCCUGUACUUGUAUACACUAUAUAUUUAAUGUUUCUGAGUGUUCUGAUUAUUUAUAAAUUGAUUAUUUAUACUUUCUCAAAUGUAUUAAAAUAUUUCACUUUAUUUUGCAUUUCCCUAUCCCUUGCAACCCAAUCACUGUUUCUUUUUAUAUAUUGUUAAAAAGAUCUCUCAGAAUGAACUGGCAUUAUCUUUUACAACACUGGAUUUUGCACAACUACUAACACUCAGCUGCUGGCCUGUGGUUGUGUUAAUAGCAGGUUAUUUAUUGAAAGCCACUGGUGUAGAAAAAGGAUUGAUACAAAGAAACUGGAGAACAAACAGAACUAUAGGUUUAGCAGAGCCUCUCUCUUAAACUGAUGUUGAAAAGUGGCAUUCAAUAAUUAAAACACUUAUUUUAACAAUUAAUUAUUCAUUGAUUUUUUUAUAUUUGUUAUUUCUUGUAUUCAUACAUUUAUUAAUUUGUUUACAUUUUGACAAAAUGUUAUACAUGGAUCACCUGUGGGGAGCUUGCAUGGUUUUAGGUAGAGUAGUGGGGUAGUUUAUUGCCAUAUGUACAGGUACAUUGGAGUUCUUAAUUGCGCUGAUAUCUCAGGACAUACACAGUACAACAGACAACACCACACAAUGUAGACAGUACAUCACAUAAUAAAUAAUAACAACAGGAACAAUGAAUAUGUUGUGGACAAUUAAUAUUUAGUAGUGAGAAAAAUACAGGGUAGACCGUGCGAAAAAUGCAGAGUGUGGGUGUGAGUCUGAGGCAGUGCAGUUAGCUUUUGAGGAUGCGUACUGCAGUGGGAUAGAAGCUGUUUUUGAGUCUAGUGGUCUUUGCUUUAACAGUGAGGUACUGCUUACCAGAGCACAGGGGGGAGAACGCUUUGUGGUCGGAAUGGUUGGAAUCCGGAAUUAUAGAUUGGGCUUUAUUGUGAUAGUGGAUAGUGUGAAUCCUCUGUGCCGUUGUCAAAAGCCUGUGUAGUGCAUCUCUUUCAUGCCUGGUAGUACUGCUGAACCAUACAGUGAUGCCACCAGUGAGGGCACUUUCUAUGGUGCUGCAGUAAAAGUUGAUGAGGUGCUGCUUCCCUAUAACACAUUUCUAUAACACAUUUCAUAAGCACCACAGAAAGUGCAGGGAUUGUUGUGCCUUUUUCAGACAGGCUACACUGUUGUGAGGCCGAGCCAAGUCGGUGGAGAUCUGCAGGCCGAGGAACCUGAAACAGCUGACAGUUUUCACUGCUGUGCCAUUGAUGCUGAUUGGGGUGUGAUUCCCUCUGUGUUUUCUGAAGUCCACAAUGAGCUCUUCUGUCUUGUUGACAUUCAGGGCCAGAUUGUUGUUAAGACACCAUCUUGUAAGGUUUAACGGUUUCAUAGUUACCCACUUCUGCCUUGUGUCAUUGUGACUGAUUGACAGCACUACAAAAACACCUCUCAGAUACACAAGGGUAAAAGCAUUUUCCAUUUCACUUGAAAACUGUUCUGUGUUUACUAACAGCUUAGGUCCGGAAGUCUGAAUGUCAUCCCUAUAUAGAACGUGUUACAUUGUUCAAAUAAUAACAUAAUAACCACACUUAAUGUAUCAUUAAUAUUUUUACUGUAAUAUUCCUCAAGAUGUAAUAAACU